CUACUACAUUUUGGACUCCUCCACCUGCACUGCAUUUCCUGAAAUAGCACAGAAGUUGACAAUGCUGUGCUGGUUUGGCUAGUGACAAAACUGUGCGCUUUUGGAUGACCUGCUUUCACCUCUUCACACUGCAGAAAAGGGAAGGACAUGAAUGCGUCUUUUCCAGAGCUCAGGGAAAACAUCUCCUGUUUGAGCUCCAACAGCACCGAUUACUUUAAACGCCAAGUGUAUCCUGCAGCAUACAUACUCUUUUUUGUCAUGGGACUUGUUGGUCACUCUUUAUCUGUCUGCGUCUUCUUCAGCCAAUGGAGGACCCAGAAGAGUUUCACUCCAGUCAGCUUGUUAAUGGUGAACCUGUUAGUAUCAGACCUCAUGCUGGUGUCCUCUCUGCCCCUGAGGGUCUCAUACUACAUACUGAACUCACACUGGAUGUUUGGUCACGUCACCUGUAAAUUAAUCUCAUACGUGUUUUAUCUGAAUAUGUACAGCUCUGUGUAUUUCCUAGUGGCCCUGAACAUCCUGCGUUAUCUGGCGCUGGUGCGGCCGUACCUGUACAUACGCAUACAGACGCACUACGUCGCAGGUAUCGUGUGUGCUCUCAUUUGGCUCUUUAUGGGUUUGGCAUGCAGUCCACUGUUGUUUACUAAGAAAAAACAUCAAGACGAAGGCAGUUUUCGAUGUUUGGAGCUGGCGGAGGACAACGUGGACCAAUUGCUCCUCAUCAACAACGUUGCAUUUCCGGUGGGCUUUGUGUUGCCUUUGGUGGUUGUUCUUUUCUGCUCGGUCUUGGUUGCGAAGAACCUUCUGAGGCCUAGUCCUGCACUCGGUAGGACCAGACCUUGCAGGAAGAAGGCUUGCGCUCUGGUCAUCAUCAGCCUUGGGAUCUUUCUGGUGUGCUUUUUUCCGUAUCACAUAGUGCGGACAAUCUUCUUAACAACUGAGAAGCAUGGCCAGAUAAAUGGGUACAAAGACUCGUGUGACUUUAUUUUGGUAGUCCGUAAGGCUGCCGUCAUAGCGCAUUGCUUGUGCACGGCUAACAGUUGUCUGGACCCUAUUCUCUUCUUCUUCGUUGGGGAAAAUUUCCGAUCAUUCUUUGCUAAAUGGACAGGAGGAAGAAAAACCAGCACUUGUGCUGCAGGGAGAAAUUUACAGCAGGAAGAGUUACGGGUUUUGCAGAACUGAAUGGAAAAUGGUUGAACAGAUCAGAUCAACAAAGAACAGACCAGAAGUACAAACAAAGAACACACAAGAAGUACCUCAUUCUUCUGUGUACUUCAUAAACAGAUGCACGAAAAGGUCACGUUUUACUGAUCUGUCUUUAGAGGUGUUUACACUGAUGGUGAUUAGAGGAAUAUUCUGGGUUCAUUACUAGUUAAACUCAACAAAAAUGUUAUUUCUGCAAAUUAAUUUUAACUGA
This is a messenger RNA of Sinocyclocheilus anshuiensis, 1417 nucleotides long. Its product is annotated as cysteinyl leukotriene receptor 2-like. Gene Ontology annotation, molecular function: G protein-coupled receptor activity. Gene Ontology annotation, biological process: G protein-coupled receptor signaling pathway. NCBI's taxonomy places the organism in Eukaryota, Metazoa, Chordata, Actinopteri, Cypriniformes, Cyprinidae. The transcript has 3 exons. Gene Ontology annotation, cellular component: plasma membrane. Bases 148 to 1182 code for a protein of 344 amino acids. The record is from RefSeq and is a predicted model, not a curated record.